CUGUCGUCGAGCCGCCGCGCGUCGCCGCUGUGCAUCUUGAGCUUGCACCUGUGCUGUUCUUACGCCGCAGAGUAUCCACACGUGUGGUACGAGGCCGCCUUUCAUACGUACGGCUUGCCACAGCCCACCAGGUAGCCCACAGCCAAGACGCCAGUCGCCGCGCCGCAAAACACGAUGGCCGAAGCAGAGGAAGAGCAACCGGACAACGGCUUCGGCUUACAACGAGUCGUCAUGAUCUUCCUCAUCACGCAGUCCAUGACGCGCCUACUCUUCGGCGCGCCGCAAACCGCCCCGGGCGCGCCAAUCGAGGAGCGCGAACCGUCCGACUUCGAGAAGUGGGCCAAGUCCAAAAUGCCGGAGCAGCCGCCGCCGGCGCCGCGCUUCGCGUCGCACGAUAUGGACGGUGUGCGGCUGCCGCCUCAUAUGAAUACGUGGGGCGAGCGCCAUCGUUUCUGGCUGCACGCGUUUUACGGCUGUUCGAACGCUACUGAUGAUUUGACGGCGUUGUGGUCCGAAGGUGAUCUGGACUACUCCUUCGACUCUAGUAAUGCUAGGACUGUGACCCUGCAGCUGUGGCGGCACAACGCGUCCGAGUGCCUACAAAGGGUGUGGAAUAACCAAACUAUAUAUUUACACCUCUUCGCGACGGCCAAUGAGACGUGCUGCUCUACGUACGACAUGCACUCCGUCCACGAACUGACGACGUACAAGCAACUCCCGCGAGGAAAGAAGGGCCGGUCGCUGCUCGACGAAGCGGCAGAGGAAGCUGAAUAUGACGACCGCCCCGUGAUCCACUGGAAGCCUUCAUUAGAUGUGCGCAUACCGAUGCUGCCGCCCCAGUUCCCGAGGGGCGGCAUUCCCGACCCCAUCAGUCGUUUAUUGACCUUCGACAAUAGUGGAGACUACCUCCCCCCGCUCCACAAGGACGAGUUCUGGCUCCUCCACAAGUUGCUCGUGCCGGUCAACGACACGGUAGAAGCGUUAAAUCUGACGUGUUCCUUCGAGAUCGAUGGAACGAUCAAGUAGCGACUCGGCGCAGAAAAUGAACUUGAAUCGCCGCGACGCCGUCGACGCGGCCGCCAGAGAGUCGUUCCCACGCAGGUGGCAGCUCAAGUCCUCGAUGGAGCAGUCCUGGCGGCAGCAGGCCAAGCUCGGCAUGGGGAGCGAUGGAGAGAACGACAUGCUGCGGGAGAUGCUCCUGGAAACGCAGCCCUGGGUGCUCGUGGUCACUUUUAUCGUAUCCAUACUUCACACAGUCUUUGAGUUCCUCGCGUUCCGCAACAACGUCUCUUUUUGGAGGAAUAAAAAGACGCUCGUUGGUCUUAGCGCUCGGACCAUCGCCUGGAACGCCCUCUGCCAACUUAUAGUGAUGCUGUAUCUCCUAGAUAACGAUACGUCGUGGAUGGUCCUGUUCUCGAGUGGUAUGGGUUUGUUAACAGAAAUCUGGAAGCUCACCAAAGCUGUGACGUGGGAGAACGGUUCCAUACGACUGGAGGAGUCCUACGCCGAGAGCCCGACGAAGGCCUACGACGACGUGGCUACAAGUCACUUAAUGUACUCGUUGGCGCCGCUCCUCGUAGGCUACUCUUGUUAUUCACUAGUCACGGACCUCCACAAGGGCUGGUACUCGUGGCUCGUGUCGUCGGCUGUGGGUUUUAUUUACGCCUUCGGUUUUGUCAUGAUGACGCCGCAGCUGUACAUUAAUUAUAGAUUAAGAUCUGUGGCGCAUCUGCCGUGGCGGGCCAUGGUCUACAAAUCUCUCAACACAUUUAUCGAUGAUAUUUUUGCAUUUAUCAUCAAGCAGCCGACCCUUCGUCGAUUAGCUUGUCUCAGAGAUGACGUGAUUUUUCUGGCGACGUUGUAUCAGCGGUGGAUUUAUCCGAUCGAUAAAUCGAGGAUCAACGAGUUCGGCCAGGGUGGUGAUGAGGACGCGGAUGAAGUGGACGCGCGGAAGCUUGCCGCGGCGGAGCGGCCUCUGGCGGUGCUCGAUCGCGUGGAGCCGGCGGAGGCGCCCGCUUCGUAGUUGUGUUAUAUACAUAAUGUCUUAAACUAGUCAC
This is a messenger RNA of Pelagomonas calceolata, 2057 nucleotides long. NCBI's taxonomy places the organism in Eukaryota, Pelagophyceae, Pelagomonadales, Pelagomonadaceae. The record is from the annotation of a GenBank genome assembly.